This is a messenger RNA of Spodoptera frugiperda (fall armyworm), 7682 nucleotides long. RefSeq lists its product as uncharacterized. The coding region runs from base 3413 to 4594 and encodes 393 amino acids. The record is from RefSeq and is a predicted model, not a curated record. NCBI's taxonomy places the organism in Eukaryota, Metazoa, Arthropoda, Insecta, Lepidoptera, Noctuidae. The transcript has a single exon.
CAACAUUACACAGUUCUCUCCUUACUCGGACAUAUUUUACAUAGUGCAAAGUAAGUUUGUGUUAAAACUACUAGAGUACAUUAGUACUUUACAUUUUGCAAUGAUUUACUUAACAAUACAAUGAAAUUUCUUGAUAGUUGUCUUCGAUACAACUCUUUUACAAUAUUUCAAUCAUGAAAUGAUGGAAAAUACAAGUAACACUACAAUGUAGAUUAUUUAAAGAGUUUCUUAAUGGUUGUCUUCGACACAAUUCUUAUGUUUUAAACAUAAGUGGGAAAUAUUAAAGAGUAGUUGUUUGUGAGACUACAAACUACUUGGAAAUACUGAGUUAUAUAAUAUGGAAUCACCACAUAGAACGACAAACAGUUCUACAGUGAGGAAAUAGUCUUUUUUAAAUAUCCCGUCAUUUACAAAGACAGUCAAGUACCUACUUAAUAAUUUGUCAACACGUGUGAGUUUGUCACAAACAUGGGAUAUUUAAAAAUCCACUAUUCUUUCAAUGUUCAACACAUGAUAUAUUUCUAUAUCGUAUUAAAAAUUAGUAAAAUAUGACAUUACCACGUAGCACUACAAAUAGUUGUAAGUGCGGAAACAAGUCUCCGUAGUCGCACUAUAGGCGGUUAGUUCCGGAGAUGGAGGAUCGAAGUCAACCGAGACAAAAGCAUCAGAAUAUCGUGGUCAGAUCGUAUAACACUAUACGAUAGGGAAAUACCCUUACGGUACGUAACCCGUGUCUGUUUAACCUAACAUUGAAUAAUAUUGUUUGCGCGGAGUUUCUUGACGGUUGUCUUCAAUACAAUUAUUAUGUUUUAAACAUGAUGUGAGAAAUAUUUAAAAGCAGCUGUUCAUAAAUCUACAAACAACUUGGAAUUAAUGACUUGGUAAAUAUCACUUUGUGAUAGUGAAACAAUAUUUAUUUAAUCAACUGCAAGAGACAAGCAUAAUGAACAUCUGACGGUGCAUUGUGAAACUAUAUCACACACAGAUGACAAAUAUUUAAAUCAAGCAGCCAGAUUGACUGAAGAGUCAUCAAACGUUAACUUUAUACACUACUCUCUGUGUUUCUUGACGGUUGUCUUCGAUACAACGCUUGUAUAAUAUAUCAAUUACGAAACAUGGGGAGAAUAUUUCUUGAAAAUACUGAUUGAGUCAACCUCAUCGGGCACCAUAUGUGAUAUGGGCCUCGUUGAACAAAUUCAUUGGAGUUCCAACGUUCUGUAAAAUAACUUUGAAUAAAUGGGAAUAUUCGUGUUUGUAUACUUUCGCGGCAUACAUGUACAGUUACGUAGAACAUUUAUAUAAAGAUGUCACGAAUGUAUUUGUAGUUUCUUGACGGUUGUCUUCGAUACAACUCCAACUAGAGUUUAGUACAACGCUAAUCACUAGACAAUAGUGACUGGAGACGUGGAGAAUGUGACGAGUCCACAGAGACGACAAUAUUAAACACAACAAUACCAGUUUAUUAUAAAACUAAUUAGUGGAGACACAGUGAUUGCACACAGCUAGAACUAGCACACACCGCGUGCACUGAACUUGCUGGUAGAACAUUGUACUAGACGUUGUACUGACACCAACACCAGUAUCUACCUUACUACCGCACAGGACACGGGACUGACUCAACAUUCAGUAAAUAGCAACGCACACAACUAGAGAACUAGCAACUAGACAUUACAACCGUGACACACACAGGGAACAACGACUCGCUCGGACCUGCUCCUGUCGGGGAACAUAUAUACGUAGUUGGAGUCAUUGUGUCGUUGUACCAAAUGUGGACACACUGUGGCCGCCUUCUGACGCAAUGACAGACAGUAACAUUUCUAUUCAACCUCUUUAUAACGUGUGUUUACGUAAACAUUACAAUGCACACACAAGACAGAAGAAAUAUCAUAUUCCACGUAGAAACACCACUUCAAUGGCGACAUUAGUGGGGGAAGUAAACUGCACAAGUUAAUACAAUAAGUGGUAUGUACCACAAAUACACGUACAUGGAUAGUUUACAAGUACCACCAAAUAAAUAGAUGACAUUAUUGCAACAAGUUUCUUGACGGUUGUCGUCGAUACAACUGUAAUAUAUUAUCACAUUUUUGAAAAUUGUAGCUGAAUGAGCUUUGUAACACACGGCAUGAACAUUGAAAUGACGUAGAUGUAGUCAGUAUCAGUAUAGUUCAUGCGUCAGCCAUCGUCGCACGUAGACAAGUACAAUUGAGGCUGUUUUAACUAAUAUCAAAGAAAACAAAAGCUAAUAUUAAGGUACUCCAGUUGACGAGAACUAGUUUCUUGACGGUUGUCUUCGAUACAACUUGUAAAGUUUCGUAUUAUUUAAAUACAUUUGAGUUACUUUGAGUAGACGAGCGUAUCAUUAAAAUAUUGAUUUGAGAAACAUCAAGCAAUGUGUUUCUACUUAUAGGAAUUUGCAAUAACAAUGUUUUUAUUACGUGUCGAAGAUUCAUCAGUUGCCAUCACAGAUGUAUAACAAUAAUUCUAUUAUGAACAACGCUGUGCGAUUCAUUUCAUUGCGUUUUGCCAUAAAGUGGUCAAGUAGUAAUCAUGAAUUAACAAUAAGGAAACAUCAACAUUGUGUGUAUGUGUGUGUACGCAAUGUAUGCAAGUAGUUUUGUAGCUCGAAUAUUAUACCAAAGCAAUGUUACGUAUUGUUCUAAAUCAUUGCACUAAACAUCGACACACACAGCUAGAACAAGCACACACCCCGUGCACUGAACUUGUUGGCAGAACAUUGGUAUAUUGUAUCGGUAAGUUCUUUACACUAACUAUAUUGGUAAUUAUGUUUAAUUAGUGAGAAAUAUACAAUGACCACGUAGAACGAGAAACAGUUGUAAGUGGAGAAAUUAUUGUUUUACAUCUCCUCUUGAGGUCCCAGAAUAAGACGACACCAGUAUUCUUAUGGACCACUGUUUGUAUCACAUUCAUGAACACAAUAUUGUCACGUUUGACUGAUGUAUAAAGUUACAAAUACGUUUUAUGCACAUUUCAUGGAAAGAUGAUAUAUUUAUCACAACAAGCCAUUGUAAUUAAAGAGGCGAUGUGUGGAGAUUAAACUAAACAAUAUGAUUGAACUUAUAGACUGGCCAAAGAGUUUCUUGACGGUUGUCUUCGAUACAAGUUGACAUACAACAAUUGAAGAACACUAACAUUCAGUACAAUGUUGUCCGCCCGAAUGCGGGCACGACUUCUGAGACAAGAAACAUUUCACACAUCCAUACAUUGUGUUUGUAUUUAUACUCCUUUAUGGAGAAAUACUACCGACUGCAGUAUUUUGGAACUUUAGCUGCUAACAGCUGAUCAUGCGAAAGCACGCGCAAAAUUGACAGUGCAGUGCGAUGCGCGCUCGAGUACGGACGUGUUGCAGUUGUACGCAAAGGUCGCGGCGUAAGUCGCUGCCCGAUAUUUCGCAAUGAGUUCACAACAACUUAUCGCAAACGAGCUGUUGGCAUUCAUACAAAAUGCCAUCGAUUCCAUGGACGAGGUCAGCAUCAUGCAGAUUUGCAAGUCGAACUUCAAAGAAGACGAGAUCAGCAAAGGCAAGAUGCUACUCUACCAAACGACCGGGAAGCUGGACCAAAUGCCAUCGAGGAGGAGAGAUGGCACGGAUAAGAGCGUCCAAGACAUCAUCACCUUUAUGAAGGCGACCGACCCUGACGACGUUCCGACCUUUGUAGCGAAGGAGCUACAUAAGUUGCCGCCCGUCACUUUCGACCACGUAGAUGUCACCAGGCUGCUGAAGGAUAUCACAUCAUUGAAGUCGAGCCUGGCCCAGAUGCAGUGCAAGUUGGAGUCGUCUGAUGCUACCAUCCAGGAACUGCGUGCCGAGAUAGUGUUGUUACGCAAUGCUGUUUCGGAAAAUAGGUCUCAAGACGAAGCCAACGUGAACACACGUCGCGGGGCGCAAAACGUUUCAGUCAGCAGUUUUGCAUCGGCGAAACUGAACUCAUCGCCUAGUGCAAAUAAUGAGGUCGAUGCACCGUGCCCCGCCGCUCCUCGUGUCUCUCCACGUGCAGGGAACACGUCACGCGAAGCUACGUCGACCCCCAAAGUAGCUUACGCCGCAAUUGCUGCCGCAAACAAAACAGCUGCUACACUACCUAAGCAGCUGAAAAGGGGUAAGCAGAACCGGCGCUGUGAAUCCGUAUCAAGGAUUCCGGUACAGCGCUGUCCAGGAAAGCCUGAGUGUGAUGAGGAUGGCUUCAUCAAAGUUCAAAAGAAGAAGAAGAAGCCUACUUCUCGCAAUCAGUGCGGUACUGGACUGACCGGACCAAACAUGCUGCUGCGUCCAGCUGUGCCUACGACGCUGCUGUAUGUGUCCCGACUACACCACACCACGAAGGUUGAGGACAUCGUGGAGUAUGUGAAGGUGAAGACCAACUGGACCUUGAGGGUCGUAAGGUUGGAACCGCGUCAAAAUACCAACUUCAAGUCGUUUGUGGUGCGAGUUCCAACUCAACAUCUCGAGAAGUUCCUCAAGGCAGAAUUUUGGCCGAAGGGUGUCAUAUACCGACGUUUUCGAGGCAGGCUACGUGAUACCGAGCAGCGUAAUACGACGCCACGCAUCGUCACAUCGUGUGACCUCAAUAAUUAAUAUAAGAAUUAUGUAUUUAUAGUAUUUUAUGUUUUAGUAUAGUAUUAUUGUAUUGAUAUGGGCCUUCGUUGCCUGAUAUAAAUUAAUAAAUAAAUAAAUAAAAAAAAAUAAUACACAGCCGACAUUACAAUAGUGUUGUAAGUACAACACUCACUCACACAGCGACACAAUAAGUGGGGAAAUGUUGGCUUUACACCACGUGGAGACGUCCAACAACACUGUAACUACAACUAUCCCGCCACACAUCUGUUGUGGUGGGUAUAGUACACCCACUCAUUAUUCAACCCUAUAAAGGUAUCAUUAUUUUCGAAAAAAGCAUAAAAUUCCAACCUAAAACUUAAGUUUAUUUAUAAGAUAUAUAUUACUUAGUUUCUUGGCGGUUGUCUUCGAUACAACGUUGACAGAACAUAUAGUACCUAGCUGUGUAUGUGGCUACACACCACUGUGGAAUACUGACUAGGUAAGUCUUAUGUCUACACAAAUGUAGGCAUCAUCUGUUGCAACAUUAUCGUUUAACUUCAAGAAUAUUAAAUGUAGAAAAAGUUCAUAUUAUUAUGUUCCAUAAAGGAGGACCACGUACAAAAUACUCAAUAUUUAUCUCAUAUAUGUAUAACAUUACAUGAUUAAUGCAAUUGUGUAAGAUUCCGUACAAUCAGUUGUACAGAGAUGACGUCAUGUCACGUAUCUGCGCGAAAACAAAGUAAACACACACAGCUAGAACAAGCACACACCCCGUGCACUGAACUUGCUGGUAGAACAUUGUACUAGACGUUGUACUAACGUUAGCACUUGUCGUAGUAAACAGAGCACACGAGUGACUCCACUCGUACAAUAAGUCUCAUCACACCUGCAUGUGGCAUUGGAAGUGAGAUGUGGGACGUUUAAUGACGUCAUAACCAGAGAAACUUAUGUUUAUUGUAACAUCAACAUGUUCCAUGACUAAGACAUAUAUAAAGACAAUAUAAUUCACGCGACAUAUAUCGAUGCACAUAUUAGAACAAGCGCGGUUGUCACUAGCACAUUGCUUGACUGUCUUCGACACAACUUUGUAUAUUUACGUAACCACUUGCACAUACUGACUAGGUAAGUCUCAAUGCGCCCGAAUGCGGGCACGACUUCUGAGACAAGAAACAUUUCACACAUCCAUACAUUGUGUUUGUAUUUAUACUCCUUUAUGGAGAAAUACUACCGACUGCAGUAUUUUGGAUCUUUAGCUGCUAACAACUGAUCAUGUGAAAGCACGCGCUAAAUAUGUUUCAAGAUAAAGACAUGAUCUGGAAAUGACUGCAACAUCGAUAUUGACUACCUAGUUGUUACAUGGACAUACGCAGAUACAUAAGUUUCUUGACGGUUGUGUUCAAUACGAUACAACUCUCUUAUAAUAUUUCAAACUAGCUUCCGCCCGCGGCUUCGCCCGCGUGAAAUUAGUUUUUGUCAAUCCUGGUCCUUUAUGUCUAAGAGACUCUUACAGGGGCCAGCCUCACGUUGUGUACAAAAAUAUUUUUAAAUGACCUAAUUUAAAACAUUUUUGUACACAACGUUUGCUGUUUUGUUAUCAUUUGUUAAAAUGUGGAGAUUGUUUGGACUCGACACUCGCGAGCAGGCCACGUACAGUUGGCCAUGCGAAAAACAGUUUUUCUCUAAAUGGACACCUGCUACUUUAAGUGUUUGCCCUUGCGCUUUGUUAAUGGUCAUUGCGAAGGCUGGUUUGAGGGGAAACUGGAUUCUUUUAAACUGAAACGGUAAAUCUGUAGGGAUCAUGGGUAUGCGUGGAAUCAAAACUUCUUCAUCUUUAGCUAUACCUGUCAUUAUAAUUGCUCCAAUAAUAUUGCGUCCUAGCUGCGUAAUUUGCAAUCGAGUCCCGUUGCAUAGUCUCGGCGCUUCGAGAUUUCUCAUUAAUAAAACUGGAACCCCAACUUUCAGUCUCAGCUUAUGAGACGGCACUCCUGACAGCUCUAAAGAGUUUAGAAACUCGGUAGGAUAAGACGUCACCUGUUCACUGUCCAUGACAAUAUCUACUGACAAAUAUUCGACAUCAUGAUGCGCUCAUCCCACGGCGAUGUCAAUUAAACACAUCGUCCGUCACGUUUAAAUGGAAAAAAAGUAACUAAGAAAUUAAAUUAUCAAUAUUUAUUUACAACCAAUGCAUAAAAAAGUAGGAGGUUAGUAGCUUAGGUUAGUUUUACACCUACUACGACCUCUUAAAUUAAUUAAAAAAAGGAAAUAAAAGCAAAUCGGAUUUUUUUAAAGUAACGGAAACUAUCUUACCUACUUUUAACUAUGAACUAAAAGAAAUAUCAAGUAUGUACAAAAUUAAUUUACAGGACCUAAUUAAUAAAAAACACUUAAAAAGUUAUACGAAACAAAAAAAAUAAUUUUACUGGAUCGAAAAAUGUAAUUCUCUAUAGCGCAAAUUUCUCUAAUCGCAUGCGUCCGACAACGACGUCUGCCCUCACGUGUCUGCCCGUUCGGGUAGGCAUAGUUAGAUUCGUGCGCUCCCCCACCACACGACAGCGCCGCGCCGUUGCCUGCCGCAGAUGCCGCCACACUUCGGCGAAUGUGCGCGACGACGACAGACGGCAGCGGCGGCGAUGCAGAGUAUUCGUUAAAAGGAAUUUAAACUUCAAAAACGAACUUUUUUGUAACUUGAUACACCCAAAACUUCUAAAUUACAUGUUCCUAGGUUCAGUGAUUAAGAUUUCGUAUACAAAAAGUUUGGCUUUGUAGUUCCAGUUCCGAAUCCGUUCCGUUCGAAUUUCGGGAAUUCCGUUUGUAGAAAAAUUCUGCACAUCCUUUGAGACCUACGUACCAAGAUUCAUGGUCUUAUCUUCAAUUCAACCCCUAUUUCACCCCCGAACUGGUAAAAAUUUCAAAAUGCUAGAACAAACGAUUUUUUGUUUCUUAUGACGUGAUAUUUGACGAACUUGCAUACUAACUUUCAACCCUUAUUUCACCCCUUAGCUGGUCGAAAUUUCAAAAAUGCUAGAACAAAUGUUUAAUGAUUUCUUAUCAAGUGCUUAAAUAUAAAGUUUCAUGGUUUUAUCUUUUAAAAUUAAGAAAUCCCAUACAAACUUUCAACCUCUAUUUC